Molecule: messenger RNA, 2238 nt
Organism: Dreissena polymorpha
Lineage: Eukaryota; Metazoa; Mollusca; Bivalvia; Myida; Dreissenidae
Product: acyl-coenzyme A diphosphatase NUDT19-like
Exons: 3
Coding region: 115-1260 (381 amino acids)
Cellular component (GO): mitochondrion
Molecular function (GO): hydrolase activity, acting on acid anhydrides, in phosphorus-containing anhydrides
Source: RefSeq, a predicted model, not a curated record
CCGAUUAUUGGUGAGUAAGCGCUUGACGACACAGAGUAAACAGCAUGGAGGUCAAAAAAUAGGAAAUAAAACAAAAUAAAUUUGGUCGUUUGUAUUUUACUUAUUUAAUAAGUCAUGGCGUGUAUACUUAAAAACUGGAGGGAAGCAGCUACACUUUUAUUAGUUGCAAAGACGCGAAAUCCUGUGGUGACACGCGUGCAGACGUGCAAUUUUCAGAUUUUAAUGUUAAAAAGAAGUGGAAAAUCCAAAUUCAUGCCAAAGCUUCAUGUUUUCCCGGGCGGUAUCGCAGACGACUCAGACUUUGCAUCAGAAUGGAUGGACAUUUUUAAUAAAUUGGGUGAAAAUGGCGUUAGCAGCCUAAAAUCAUUCCUGUGUCGUGGGGGACCCGGGGCCUUUAUGUUUAGUCGUCGGAGACCUGAGGAGUUCUCAAAAAUCCCCAGUGAACUUGCUUUUCGUAUAUGUGCAAUUAGAGAAACUUUCGAGGAGUCAGGUAUUUUGCUGGCUAGAGACGUAAAUAGAACGAAAAAUGAGCCGCAGAUUAUGCAGCCUGUCUCAGGAAGAUCGUCUGUUUUGUCCGAUUCCGUCUUGAAAUCUUGGAGAGAAAAAGUAGACGCAGAUUCUUCUCAGUUUAUUGUAAUGUGCAAAGAGCUAGGAAUUGUGCCAGAUGUCUGGUCCUUAUAUGAAUGGUCAAACUGGCUGACACCUGUGUUACCAGGCAGUGGUCGAAGAUAUGAUACGGCUUUCUUUACUUGUGUCUUGGAUUAUAUACCUAAUGCUGUCCACUGUGAAAAAGAGAUGACAGAAUUAGAGUGGGCUUCAGCAAGUGAAUUUCUGCUGAAACACGAUGAAUCAAAAAGUGAUUUUAAACUGGCUCCACCACAAAUUUUAGAGUUGAGUCGUAUUCUUCAUUUUGUUGAUGCAGAGAAGUUGAGGUCGUUCUCAUGGGAAAGAUCGGCGACAAGAGCACACAGAUUUUUCCCUGUGACCUGCAGGUGUGAUGAUGGGCUGUUGUUUUUAUAUCCUGGUGAUGAUCUUUACCCUGAGGUGCCAGAUUUUGAAGGUGAAAAUGAUUUCAUGACAGUUUCUGCCAAAAUCGAAGAGCUUCGAAUAAAGCAUCCAAAUAUGAAUCGGUCAGAGAUAUUUUUGAACAUGUCAGGAGACAAACUGGGGAACUUGAAGUGCAAUGUACAGAUGUCUGAUGGACAAGUGGCUCCAUUGAUGGACUUGGCAAACGAGAUAGCACCUCAUGCGAGUCUGUAAUUUUAGAUUUUGUGCAUUUCCCUACAUGUAUAUAAGCCUUACUGUGGGAAUAUGGUGUUUAAUGAAUGUGCACAGUGUUGCCCCUGAUAAGCCUGUGCAGUCUGCACUUGCUAAUCAGGGAUGACUCUUAUUUCAAACUGGAUUUUUGAUUAGAUGACAUACUUUAAACAGGAAAAACAAUAAAAGCAUAAAGUAUCGCCACAGAUAAACCUGUGCACAGGCUAAUCUUGGACAAGGCUCUGCACAUGCCAUUUAACCGAGGUUUCCCUUGACGAGGUUAAAAUGUUUUAAUUACGGCAUAGCAACUAAUGUUGUUAAGGCACAGCACAGCAAGUUGUUGUUCACAAUAAACAAUUCCUAUUUAUUAGUUUAAGUUUGUGUAUACCAGUGGUGUUCUUGCAGGGCUUUUUUCCUUUUUGUGAAAACGGCUGUUUUUUUCCACAAAUUUCGGAAUUUCACGACUCAAUUUUUAACAAUUUCAAGAAGUUCUUGACUCAAAUUUUCACAAUGUUAGAAAGUUUGCGCAUCAUUUUUCACAAUUUUGUGACUUAUUUUUUUCACAAUUUUGAACAGUUUGCAACUCAUUUUUUCACAAAAUAGGGAGGGAGGGGGGGCCAAGGCUGCUUCAUAAAAACAGGAAAAAAAGCCCUGUCUGGUGAGUUCAGGUUUUCAAUCAAAGUUUCAAAUACAUACAACAAUGUUCAGAUGUUUGAUUUUUGUAAUUGUAUCAUUAUUUUAUGGUACCCAUUUACCAAAGUGAUGUGUGGAUUAGAGAAACGUAUUCUCAAUGCAUGACAAAUAUUUGUUUUCAUUUAGAAAAUAUUUGAUAAGUAAUUAUCAUGAUCAUACUAUUAUUAUAAUAGCUGUGUUAAAUGUGAAUGACUGGUAUUUUGAUUCGAAUGUUGAUAUGAUUAUAACUAUGAAUACAAAUAUGAUUAGUUAUGAAUAUUUCUUUAGUAUUAAACUGUUUUUAUUUUA